AUGAAGAUGUGCACCAUGGUGAAUGGACAUUUGAGUAUCCCUACAGAGAUCAGACAGCGAUGGUUGAGCGACCCAAUGCGAAAUCCUGAUUGGCGUGUGCGCCUGUCCAAUUUUGACUCGGUCUUUGCGCCCAGCAGUGCUCCUACCAACCAGACGCCACCUACCCCUGCUCCAAAUGCUGAGAAUGUGGACCUUGCAGUGCCGUCAGCUCCACCAGCUCAGGUGACACGUGAGGCCCCGACUGGGCUCACAUUGGAAGCCUUCAAGGCUCAAUAUCCAACAUUGACGACAACAGUGACCAUGAACCUGCAGCAGCAGCUUACUUGCUUUGUGGUGGACAGCAAAUGCUUCAUCACUUCUACGACGAAGUUUGUGAUCCCACCCAUCACAUCACCACAUGCUCGCCCAGCUUUCCUCUACGCAG
Messenger RNA from Durusdinium trenchii, 424 nucleotides. The record is from the annotation of a GenBank genome assembly. Lineage: Eukaryota; Dinophyceae; Suessiales; Symbiodiniaceae.